Messenger RNA from Aureobasidium musti, 1086 nucleotides. The record is from the annotation of a GenBank genome assembly. Lineage: Eukaryota; Fungi; Ascomycota; Dothideomycetes; Dothideales; Saccotheciaceae.
AAAAUGCCUGGAAACAUCAUCCCAGAGCUGGCCGACGUGUCGUCUCCAAGUGAGGCUCGCACCCGCCUUACAAAACCCUUGGAGUACAGCGGUCUGUUGGACCCCUUCCAGAGCUCGGACUUGACUCCUGUGAUCGGCCGUGAAUACCAUGGGCUCCAAGUGGCAGAGGUGCUUGCUGCAAAGAAUAGUGAUGCUUUGGUUCGAGACAUUGCUCGUGGCGUGGUCUUCUUGCGUAACCAAGAUGUUACGCCGCAGCAGAUGCAAGCAUUCAUGGAACGUCUGACGACUCUUUCAGGUUGUUGUAGCNCUGAAUCAUCUGGCCUUCAUGUGCAUCCCUUGACUGAAGAGGGUAGUGAGUUGGGCGACCAGAUCAGUGUCAUCAGCUCCGAGAAGCAGAAGAAGGGAGGCGGUCUCACCCACCAGCUCAGUGAUACUACCCGCUUCGCUAGUGCUGGUUGGCACUCAGACAUUACCUUUGAACCAGUGCCCUCGGAUUAUGCUAUGCUCAAGAUCCACACGCUGCCACAAACCGGCGGCGACGAGCUGACGUAUAUUCAAGNNACACUUUGGGCGUCAGGCUAUGAGGUCUACGACCGCCUCUCGCCUGCCUUAGCUCAGUUCCUCGAAGGACUUACAGCGACCCAUGAGGCGAAAUUCUUCCAUGAAGAAGCUGCAAGACUCGGCAAUCCGCUUCGCACAACGAUCCGAGGUUCUCCUCUGAAUCAAGGACCANGCCUUGAGGCCGUACAUCCCAUCAUCCGUACGAACCCGGUGACAGGAUGGAAGAGCGUAUACGUGAAUCGCGGCUUCACACGUCGCAUCAACGGCGUUACCAAAGACGAAUCCGAUAUGCUGCUCCAGUAUCUUUCAAUCUAUCCGUGUCUUGUAACGCAAAAUCAUGAUGCGCAAGUCCGCUUCAAGUGGAACAAGAACGAUCUCGCGAUUUGGGAUAACAGAUCCACCUGGCAUACAGCAACAUAUGAUUACGAAGCUGCAAGAGCAGGUGACCGUGUCUGCUCACUGGGUGAGAAGCCUUUCCUUGACCCUGCUUCAUGCAGUAGGAGAGAUGCGUUGCGCUUUUCUUAG